Molecule: messenger RNA, 762 nt
Organism: Cladophialophora psammophila CBS 110553
Lineage: Eukaryota; Fungi; Ascomycota; Eurotiomycetes; Chaetothyriales; Herpotrichiellaceae
Exons: 2
Coding region: 1-762 (253 amino acids)
Molecular function (GO): oxidoreductase activity
Source: RefSeq, a predicted model, not a curated record
AUGGACAAGACUUUGAAUGGGAAGGUAAUUGCAGUCACCGGCGCUGCGUCGGGGAUAGGAAAAGCUACAGCUAAGCUGCUCGCAUUAAGAGGUGCGACAGUGUCCAUCUGCGACAUCAAGUCAUCCGAGUUGGACCAGGUCGCCACGGAGAUAACGAACGCUGGAGGCAAAGUAUUAUCCGCUGUGGUUGACAUUCGAGAUGACUCUCAAGUUGUUCAAUGGAUUGAAAAGACAAUUCAGCAAUUUGGUCUUCUCCAUGGCGCCGCAAACAUUGCCGGAGUCGUACCGAAGAGGUUCGGCAUCGAUCGGGUGGAGGAGUUGGACGAAGAAGACUGGAACUUCACCAUGGAAGUCAAUCUGAUAGGACUUCUACACUGUCUGCGAGCUCAGAUGCAGGCAAUGUCGCAUCCCGGCGCGAUUGUGAAUAUGUCGAGUGUGAUAGGGUUGACCGGCAUGGACAGAAAUGCGGCCUACUGUGCUUCAAAACAAGCCGUUAUUGGGCUCAGCAAGUCCGCUUCGAGAGAAUUGGGACCUCGCGGAUCCAGAGUGAACGUGAUAGCACCGGGUCCUAUUGAUACUGCCCUCUUAGCCGACCGGUACGUUCCGGAUGAUUUGAAGAAAAAUACACUGGCACCCCGUGGCUCCUUGAAGCGGGUAGGAAGACCUGAGGAGGUAGCUGAGAUGGUCGCCUGGCUACUUUCCGACGCGUCCUCGUAUGUCACUGGCUCAGUUCAGAUCAUUGACGGAGGAUGGAUGCAUUGA